This is a messenger RNA of Coregonus clupeaformis (lake whitefish), 2810 nucleotides long. RefSeq names its product RNA binding motif protein 18 (gene rbm18). The transcript is spliced from 6 exons. Gene Ontology annotation, molecular function: RNA binding. NCBI's taxonomy places the organism in Eukaryota, Metazoa, Chordata, Actinopteri, Salmoniformes, Salmonidae. The coding region runs from base 387 to 1331 and encodes 314 amino acids. The record is from RefSeq and is a predicted model, not a curated record.
UUCUAGAGCUCCGACUUUCCGACCUGAAGAUCAUUGACGUCAUGAUUUGACCUCCUUUUUUUUAGCGAGUUCUCGUUUUGUCUUAAAGCACCAAUAGUUGGAGCCAAAGCUUGCGUUAUUCCUCAUAGUAAUUAAAAUAAUGUGUGUGGACUGUCUUCAAUGUGUGUGCUCUUUUUGGGAGAGAUUGUGUAAGACGUCAUUAAACGGCGCCUUUGUUUUUGCUAAUUAUCUCGCGGCUAGCAGCUAGCUCACCGGAGCUUUGUGUACCAAGGUACUUUAACGAAAUUAUAGAUUUCUGUUGACGUUUUGUUAAUAUAGUAAUCUCCAGACGUUGAGUAGUUGAACCGUUCACCGUCAGACAAAGUUUCUACCGAACAAGGAGACCCAUGGAGUCGGCAGUGGCGACAGCGGAGAGUUCCCCCAUUGUUACAGAACACAAGAAACCUAUUCAGUCUGCAGUAGAGACAGUGGCGCGACCUUCUACCGUUUCAGAAAGCAAGGAACCCACACCAUCAGACGUGGAGGACAAUGAUGUCACCAUAGUUUCAAAAAGCAAGAAAACUACACCUUUUGCAGUGGAGACGGCAGACAAUGAUGAUGUCACUAUCAUUUCAGAAAGCAAGAAAACUACACCUGCAGUGGAGACGGCAGACAAUGAUGUCACUAUCAUUUCAGAAAGCAAGAAAACUACACCUUCUGCAGUGGAGACGGCAGACAAUGAUGAUGUCACUAUCAUUUCAGAAAGCAAGAAACCCACGACAGCACAGCUGGCAGUGGAGACCGUGGAGAAUGCUUCUAUCAUUUCAGAAAGCUCGUCACACGAAGGCCAUCGCCUGUGGAUCGGGAACAUCGAUCCUAAAAUCACAGAGUAUCACCUGGUAAAGCUUCUGGAGAAGUUUGGGAAGGUGAAACAGUUUGAUUUCCUGUUUCACAAGUCUGGACCAUUGGAGGGCCAGCCCCGAGGAUACUGCUUUAUUAACUUCCACACCAAAGAGGAGGCUGAGAGGGCGAUCCAUUGUCUGAAUGGGAAGCUGGCCCUGUCCAAGAAGCUGGUGGUGCGCUGGGCACACGCACAGGUAAAGAGGUUUGAGGGUUUCCGAGGGGAUAAGAAUGGUCCUGCCAGCCUGGAGCCGUCCUGCAGCGCAGAACUAGACUUACCAACCAAUCUCAGUACGAGUGCGAAGAUUCGUGCGAUCGAGGCCAAGCUUCAGAUGAUGGAGGAGAACCCAGAUGAGGAGUACCAGGGCCCCUCAGCCUACAUGUAUAACAAGCCUCCAGAGAAGAAACGCCCACAGCCUUACAGCAGACCCUUCCGCAGGUUCAGGAGAUGACACACAGGGAACAGAACAUCCAACACCUAGGCUUGCAAAAUUUCCCCGGUAACUUUCCCAAAAUUCCCAGGUUUUCCAUAAUUCCUCGUUCGAAGAUUCCCCGUAGCGGAAAGGGAUAAGCAGGAAAUCUGGAAUCCUCCAACCAGGAUUUCUGGAAAACUUGGGUAUUUUGGUGAAGUUACUGGAAUUUUGCAACUCUACCAAUACCUGACUGGCUCAGUGACUUCCUCUACAGCGGUCUCCUGUAAUAAAUGAAUAGAUUCCAAGACAAUUGAAGUGCUAAUUAACAUUACCAUGAUACAAACGUAUAUGUGGAAUAUGCUCAGAUUGUUAAGUUAUUAUUACACUGUAGUGUUGUGGGAGUUGCCUGACGCCAAUCUGUUUGUGCUAUUAUGCCAACUCCUUGUCACUCAUUGACAAUGACUGCAAUGGAGUUGGCAAGAGCACAACAAGAUCUGGGACCAGGCUGUAGUGGGAGUCAGGCCACCAAACUGUAUGGCUUCAGGUUUGGACAGACGGCGCAACAAGCCAUUAUUUUUUUUUUUACCUAGUGUGUGUAUUCUUACUUGGAAGAGGAUUUUUUUGGGGGUUUUUUCAAGGAGGGUUUUGUUUUUUUGUAAUCUACUUUUCUACAACUCCAGCCAAAACUAUUUUCAAUGGCUAUAUAUAUUGUAUGAUGUGUAGAAUAUCACACCUUCCAUUGCUCUUACUAUUGUUUUCUGUCAGGAUUUUUUCAAAUACAUUGUUAUUGUAAUGUUUCAUUUCUGUCUUUGCCAUUCAGUGUUGGUAGUUGGACAUUAUUACCCUUCAUAAUUCCAAUUUGACCUGAUGUAGUGGACUAAUACAGUAUAAUAUGUUUCCCACAUGCUCGUGAGUCACUUAUUUAGCAUUAGCAUAUUGUUGUUGGUCUGUAGUCACAAAAAAGAAGGCAAGGCAUAAAAUCAUGUCUUUAAAACUGAGUGGUUGUCACCAUUGUGUUUCUUGUGAUCAAAGAAGGUUAUGCUAAAUGUAUUUUAUUCAUAACACAUAUUUGGCUAUGUUUGACUGUGAUUUGAGGGUCAUUAUAAGUGGAGAAUGUUGAGCAACUUUGGACAAUAUAACUAUUUGUAUUUAUGCUAUGACACAAAGUAAACCCAGAAAGCUACAUUGCAACUCAACUCAUAGAUUACAUUGUUCAAUCAUAAAAUGGUAUUUGAAAAACAACAACAAAUAGUAUUUGUUCUCUUUUUUAUUUUAAUAUAAUGCCCAUACUGUCCUGUAUUGUAGUCUACAUGUUUUUGAAGGUUUUACAUGGCUAUUUUAUGUAUCCCAUAAUUUGUAGAUCUGCCAAAUAUUUAGAAGAAUCUGGUUCAACUAGAGCAGGAGAUUCCUAUAUCUAUUUACCACUCCUCAUCGAAAUUGUGCACAGUAUAUCUAUCUUCAAUGAGGUUUAUAUAAUACAAGUCCUCAUAGUCUGACUAAUAAAAAAGGCUAAUAGAA